This is a messenger RNA of Alternaria arborescens, 1386 nucleotides long. RefSeq lists its product as hypothetical. NCBI's taxonomy places the organism in Eukaryota, Fungi, Ascomycota, Dothideomycetes, Pleosporales, Pleosporaceae. The transcript is spliced from 2 exons. The record is from RefSeq and is a predicted model, not a curated record. Gene Ontology annotation, cellular component: Cdc73/Paf1 complex; nucleus. Gene Ontology annotation, molecular function: RNA polymerase II C-terminal domain phosphoserine binding. Gene Ontology annotation, biological process: transcription elongation by RNA polymerase II; positive regulation of transcription elongation by RNA polymerase II. Bases 1 to 1386 code for a protein of 461 amino acids.
AUGUCCGACGCGGGCCACGACCCUACGCUCUCCGACGACGAAGUCAAUGGACAGACAGCGCCUGCUGAGAAUGCCGACGAGGGCACUCCGCUGAACACUGUCGAAGAAAACGGUCUCGAGGAUGAUGAAGACGACCUGUUUGGUGACGGCGACGACGGCGACGCAGCCGAAGACGCGCCAGCCUCGCCCCGAAAACUCGACGAUGCAGAGCUCGAUUCAGGCGAUGAUGAGGGACGGACGGAUCGCGUCAGGGCACCAGAGGCCGUAGAGGAGGUCGAGCAACAGACAUUCGCAUACAUGGACGCGGACCUGGCGCGGCAUCCCGUUCCUGAACCCACAGACAACGAGCUCUAUCUUCUCAAAGUCCCACGCUUCCUGUCCUUCGAGGACAAGGCAUUCGAUCACAAGACCUUCCAGCCACCCUCCACAGACCAUCACUCCAAGGUCGCCGCGUCCGAACACUUCUCAGCAUACGACACCGCCAUGACCACAGUCCGAUGGCGACGCUCACCCUCAAACAACGCUCUCCUACAGUCCAACGCUCGCAUUCUUAGAUGGUCGGACGGUUCCCUGACCCUCCAGCUUGCGACCGACCCGACGGUCCAGUACGACAUCGACGCGAAUACCCUUGCUCCACCACAAGUGAACCCUAAAAUCCCCACCCCAACGGCUGUCAGAGACGAGAAGAAUGGUAAGACAAGCUCGAAGAAGGAGAGCUACACAUACCUUGUUGCGCCGUACGAGGAAGCGAACGUCAUGCGCGUCACGAACAAGCUUACAGCAUCUCUCAACGUCGUCCCUACAUCAAACACGAAAGACGCCGCGCUGGAGAAACUACAAAACGAUCUUGCCAAGGUUGCAGCAAAGGGCCGAGACGAUGCCGACCAAGCCAUAUCCUUCAUCGACGUAAACGAAGACCCCGAGCUCCGUCGACAACGUGAAGAAGCCACAUUCAAGGAGAAGCAGAGACAACUGCGCGCUCGCGAAAAGCAUGAGGAGCGCCAGAGAGAACGCGCGAACCGUACCAUGGGUCGCAGCGGCGGUCGUGCGGCCGGAGGCCUCGAUAUCGAUGGACUGGAAGACCGCGCAACUCGUAAACAAGGCAAGAAGAGAGGCGGUUUACAGUACGACCUGAGUGACGAUGAAGAUCUUGGUGGUCCAAGGAGGAACAGAGAGGACAGCUACGAAUCAGAGGACGGCUUUGUCGUUAACAGUGACGAGGAACCAGAGAUUGUCAGUGACGAUGAUGAUCCAGAUGAAGGCAUGGCCCCGAGUCCAAAGCGUGCACGGGGUGGUGUUGCGGCAGACGAUGAUGACGACGAUGAGGUUGUCGUUAGCCGGACGAAGCGGAGACGUGUCGUUGACGACGACGAUGAUGAUGAGUAA